Molecule: messenger RNA, 971 nt
Organism: Salarias fasciatus (jewelled blenny)
Lineage: Eukaryota; Metazoa; Chordata; Actinopteri; Blenniiformes; Blenniidae
Gene: vax1
Product: ventral anterior homeobox 1
Exons: 3
Coding region: 44-970 (308 amino acids)
Biological process (GO): neuron differentiation; regulation of transcription by RNA polymerase II; central nervous system development
Cellular component (GO): nucleus
Molecular function (GO): RNA polymerase II cis-regulatory region sequence-specific DNA binding; DNA-binding transcription factor activity, RNA polymerase II-specific
Source: RefSeq, a predicted model, not a curated record
AAAAGAGGCGGACAAGUCGCAGGUCUAAGAGGAUAAACUGAGCAUGGAGGUCAGGUACAGCCAGGACCCGGAGGGCAUGGUGCUGAAGAACGGGCUGAAGGAGGGCAAGGAGGGGAAGGAGUCCCCGGCCGGCCUGGCCAAGAGCUUCCUGAAGGAGCAGCAGGACUCCUUCCCCCCCGCCGGGACGGGGGACGGCUGCGACAAGGGCCGGGGCGGCGCCGGGGACCCGGACUACUGCCGCAGGAUCCUGGUCCGAGACGCUAAAGGCUCGAUCCGGGAGAUCAUCCUGCCUAAAGGUCUGGACCUGGACCGGCCCAAGCGGACCCGGACCUCCUUCACGGCGGAGCAGCUGUACCGGCUGGAGAUGGAGUUCCAGAGGUGUCAGUACGUGGUCGGGAGGGAGCGCACCGAGCUGGCCCGGCAGCUCAACCUGUCCGAAACUCAGGUGAAGGUGUGGUUCCAGAACCGGCGCACCAAGCAGAAGAAGGACCAGGGGAAGGACUCGGAGCUGCGCUCGGUGGUGUCGGAGACGGCGGCGACCUGCAGCGUGCUGCGGCUGCUGGAGCAGGGCCGCCUGCUGACGCCGCCGGGCCUGCCGGGCCUGCUGCCGCACUGCGGCUCCGCCCUGCGCCCGCCCUCUGUGGCCGUGGCCGGCGGCGGCGGCGGCGGCGGGGGCGGCGGGGGCGGCGGCGCCCCGGCGGGCGGCAGUCCCCCGCUGCCCGCCGUCACCGGCUCGGGGACGGCGGCCGGCCUGCAGAGCUCGCCGGCGGCACACGGCCUCUUCAGCUUCCCCAUGCCGUCGCUGCUGAGCGGCGUGGCGUCGCGCAUCUCCUCGGCGCCGCUGUCCAUGGCCGGCUCGCUGGCCGGGAACCUGCAGGAACUGUCGGCGCGCUACCUGAGCUCGUCCGCCUUCGAGCCUUACUCGCGGACCAAUGGCAAAGAGGCGCUGGACAAGAAAAUUCUGGAAUGAU